AUGGCCAGCUCAUGCGAGAAAGCUAAUUUUUCGAGUAAGAGAAAACCGGAAGAUGGUUUGGGGAUCGAACCGGUUCUGAAGAAACAUAGAGAAGAAUCUGAGGACAAUGAGACGGAAGCAAGUGUUGAGUUGUUGUUGUCUGAUGAGAAGGCUACUACUACUUUGUUGAGCUUCUUGCUUCUUAUUAUGUGUCCAAUCGCUAAACAGGAGGCAGUGAAAGAGACCGAACCUAUUCGGGAACCAAAGAAGACGCUCUUAGUUUCUCAUCUCCCUGUCUUCACCAAAAUAUCAGAUAUCUUAUGUUUCUUCCAAAACGUUGGGCAAGUUGUUCGUGUUCGACUUGUUGUAAACAAUCAGGGUAUUUUUCAGGGCGAUGCCUUUGUUGAGUUUGCUUCUGCCGAACAGGCAAACAAGGCAUUGAAAGAAAAGAAGAAUGAUAAAUUUCUCAACUGGCGCAAUAUUAUUCUUGAUGUGGCUAAUAAAAAGGGAGCUCCAUUGUUUCCACCCAAGUUCCUCGAAGAUGAAGAGUACCUUCAACAAGUAGAAGAAGAAGAUGAUGAAGACUACCUUCAACAAGUAGAAGAAGAAGAUGAAGACUAUCUUCAACAAGAAAACCUUCCCAUUGAAGAAGAAGAUGAGACACCUCCCAACGCUGAGGAAGCUUGCGUACUCCUCAUGGCCAAUCUCUCUCCACAAACAACUAAAAUAUUACAUAUCAUCAAAUUCUUCAAAGGUUUUGUUGGAGGUGUUGUUAGUGUGCGACUUAUUGUAAACCACCAGCAUAAGCAUGUGGGCUAUGCCUUUGUUGAGUUUGCUUCUGCUAAACAAGCUAAGUUGGCGCUGAAAAUAAAGAAUGGUGAAUACUUGCACGAUCAUGAGAUUUUGUUGAUGAAAAGACCUGAAGAAACUCCCCAUGUUGCUGCUGAGACAGUAAGCACUGUAAGAGACAAGACGCUAUUUUAUUGCAAUAUCUCUAAGCAAACUAAAAUAUCAGAUAUCAUCAAUUUCUUUAAAGAUGUUGGAGAAGUUGUUCAUGUUCGACUUAUGGUAGGCCAAAUGGUCGGUGUGUUGGGGUCUGGCUAUGUUGAGUUUGCUUCUGCUACCGAAGCUGAGAAAGUGAUGGAGAAGAAGAACGGUGAAUAUUUAAACAAGCGCCAGGUUUAUUUGGCUUUUGCUAAGGAAGCUUCACCGCGUUCACAAGCCAAGUACGAAGACUAUCUUCAGCGAGAAAGCCUUCUACUACAAGAAGAUGCAGCAGUGCAAGAACAUGAUGAAACUCCAGAUUUCGUUGAGGAGGUUUCCUCGAGGACAAAGACUGUCUUUGCGGAUCUCUCUAAGAAGAAAAACUUGGUCGGAAACAUACCAAAAGUCAUCAGUUUCUUCGAAGAUGGUGGAGAAGUUGCUAGUGUUCGAGUUAUUGUAGACCGCUGGGGCAUAAAUAGGGGCUGUUGCUGUGUUGAGUUUGCUACUGGUACCGAAGCAAGGGAGGUUAUGCAGAUUAAGAAGCAAGGUUAUAAGAUUUAUGUCAAGAGGCCUGAGAUCGCUCCGUACCCUUUCCGACCCAAGUACGAAGACGAGGUUAGACGAGAAGGCUUUGGUUUGCCGACGCCGGAGAAAGAGGAGGCAAUCCCUCGCCCUCAGAAGGUUACCUUCUGCGGUCAGAAGAUUAUCUUUUCUGACGAAGACUAA
Molecule: messenger RNA, 1689 nt
Organism: Eruca vesicaria subsp. sativa (arugula)
Lineage: Eukaryota; Viridiplantae; Streptophyta; Magnoliopsida; Brassicales; Brassicaceae
Source: the annotation of a GenBank genome assembly